UCUGUGAUGUUUACAAACUUGAUAAAAAAAAAAUAUAUUAUAUAUAAAGGAUGAGUUUCAGUGAAAUAUAUCACACAAAUUCUCAGACAUAUUUUCGCGAGAUGUGUGCUGGCGCACUGAAGCGGAUUUCAGGACGAUGCAUUACCUUAGAUUCCUAGUAUUUAUAUUGUUUGUCGUCUGCUCGCUAAAUGAAGGCGUUGCUGGAAAACGUAUCCGUUGUCAACAUCACUGCAAGAUGAAGUACAAGGAUUGUAAAAAACAUUGCAAGAAGAACUCGAAUAUUGAAAACGUAACAAAAGUGCCGCGAAUAUCUACACCAUCGACAAUAACCACGCCCCGUACUGAUGAAAGUGAUGGAAACAUUUUAAGUGGUUCUCUUCUGGAGCAGGUUUUUGAGCAGGUUCUCAAAAACACCGAACCCGAUCACGAGUCGGUCGAAGUGAUCUCAGGAGUUGAGAGUGUUGUAGAAACAAACUUGACAGAUGUUACGAAUGUCAAUUCUACGGGUGAUACAGAAUUGAAUACGACUGUGUGUGAUAUUGAAGCUCGAGACAGAGAAAUGUUCUUACAGACAUUCAAACGGCACGUAUUGAUGAAAAUUGGUAUUGCCGAAGAAGAUCUUUCUAACGAGGUCGAACCCUUUCCAAUAUUACCCCCUAUACACGACUGGAGAGAAAUGUUGAAAGAUGAACCAGCGGUGAACAAAAGAAACAGUUUUAAUGCUGUCGAUAGUAGAUAUAUUACAUAUGCAACGGACAUGUCGGAUGAUUGUGACAAUAAAUUUAUAUAUGGGUGUAUGAGAUUUGACGACGUGAAACAAAUUCAGAGUAAUCGGAUCUUGUCGGCAGAGUUGGCCAUUUAUCUUAACGUGAACACCACAAACCAAACACUUAUUCUUUAUCUUUUAAACCAGAGAGGAACUUUCAAGGACGCCAAUUAUCUUAUGAAAAAAGACAUUAAAGACAACACUUCUCGGUGGGUUGUGUUCGAUGUGAGGAAGACAAUUACCACGUUACAGGGGAAGCCGGGUGCACUUCGGGCGUUUGGAAUAAACUGCAAGACUUGUAGCAGUGCCAACAGACGUACGUGUAAACAAUGCAGGGGUCCUUACAAUGAUGUUUUGGGAUUCCAAACGGACCACAAACCGAACUUAGUGAUAAAUAUGGAUUCUAAAUUAUCUCCUUCGAACACGAGAGAUACGGAUUGUCGUGUCGGACAAGUGACAUGUUGCAAAAAAUCUUUUCACGCCGAAUCAAGAGAAUUUUUUGAAAAUAUUGUUAUGCCUAGAAGUUUUCUCAUGACGUACUGUACUGGAUCGUGUAAUGACCCGACGAUCACACCGUAUAACAACCAUACCAUUAUGAUCCAGAAUUAUCGUUGGAAUCCACAAUUGAAUGUGAAUGUAACUCUGAAGAAAAUUUUAAAACCUUGUUGCUCUCCCAUAGCGUUCGCGGACAAGUCCGUUCUGCUUCUCAACCAUGGAGUUCUAACAAAAUACGAUAUCCCUAAUUUACAUGUGACGGAUUGUGGGUGUAUCUAAAACAAAUUAAACAUUAAAGUGAUGCGAAUAACUUUUAAAAAUUAAACAGGUAACUCAGUAAGAAGACUAAGCGACCUUGGGCACCAAAAAGUCAAGUUUGUUUCCAUGGAAACACAAACAUCAAAUCUGUAAUAGAUUAUUUUGUGUUUAAAAUAUCAUAAACGAAGAUAUUUUAUGGGGAAAAAACGGGACUGAUGGGCCCCAUUUCAAUAUCCCUCCCUUAACUUCGUUCUGCUCGGGGGAUAUUAAUAACAAUGCAUCCAUUGUGAUGCACUUCGACACUGAUACAUUUUGUGUAAGACAUACUGUCAACUUCAAACAACGCAGCAAAAUUCGAAACUGUAACUAUUUUUGUUCGUUCACGCGGCUGAACUGCAGUCAGCGCGAAAAUGACAAAACUUUAAAAUACACCAAAACACUCAUAUUCCUGAAUCAAUGGCCCGAGAAAUCCCUCUCUGACCAUUGCUGGAUUAGCUUCUGAUACUUGCGCUUUUGAGGGAGUGUGUCUAUUCUUCCCGUUCAAUCAAAUCUAUCCCCAAACACAGCAACAUGACAGCCCUUCUUUUAAUCAGGGGCCUUCCCUAAAACUUUGGAUAGUGAUUUAAGGUAUUAAAAACGGUGAAAGUGAUGCUCGUCUCAAAACAAUAUUGUUUACAUUAUAUCCAUGUUGACAGUUGAUAGCCUUGUUUGUCACACAAUUAGUUUUUCUACAAUAUUCUGCUAUGCACAGGUUAAUUGGGCAUAUAAAAUCGUGAGUUAUGACGUAACGUUAUAUAAACAUUUUUGGUCCAAUUUUGAGCUCUGUUUGGUAUUGUUACGCAGUUAGAAAUUAGUUGUUAAUCGGACUAUUGAUCAGUCAUAAUUUAGAACAAGAAUUUGCUUUCUUUACAGCAGUGAGUAGUGGGAUUGGCUCUAAUCAAACGAAACACUGCGAGGAGUAUGCAAAACACCAGGAACAAGCAACCAGCUAAAUCAGAGAGAGACAGUGGACUGCAGCUAUAAUUGUGCUUGUGACCAGCUGGAACCCUGGCGACGAUUUUGAAAUGUUACGACUGUGUAUUAAAUACCGGAUGCGUGUCUUGGUUCAUGGCGAUGUUCUCAUACUUAAUAUAAAACCACAAUACCCAGUGAACAGUAUCACCCAUUGCGCAUGGGUACAGACAAAGUACGUAAUAAAUAAUAAGAAUGAAAAUCAAAGUGGAUUACCUAAAUUGUGAGAAAUUGUUCAAAUAAUAUUGCCACGUUACUCAAGUGGUACCAGCUUACCGGAAAAUAUAAACUUAGCAUACGGUGUUCCACGCGGGGGUUUCCGCCACUCAAAAUUACCAGACUCCCACAAUCUGUAGUCAAUCUAACCAGAUUUCAGAACCCGAUGCUACGUGGAAUCUAGCUUCUCUGGUAUCGCUAACGGCGGUAGUCUUAUGGGGCCUACGUGGAAUCUAAAUUCUCUGGUAUCGCUAGCGGCGGUAGUCUUAUCGGGCCUACGUGGAAUCUAAAUACUCUGGUUUCGCUGGCGGGAAGUCUCGUAGAGGGCCCCUGUGUUAAAAGUCGUCACGGCGUAGUUAAUUGGAUUCUAAUUGUCCAUUAUCAAACGCUAUGUUUUUUAUUAAAUAAAGGCAAGAACUUACCAUUAAACCACUCCUCGGCCUAAAGCCGUAAAUGGAAAGAUUGCAAAAUCAUAUUCUACAAAAAAAAACAAAAACAAAAACAAAAACAGGAAGAAGCUUCGGCUCUCCUAGCUCAUGUCUCCGAUAUUACUUUUGUGGAAGGUAACGAAUUGAGGUAGUAGUAGUUAAUAGCUGACGUAUCUAUACUUUUUAUAUAAGAAAGAGCGAGAUUUUAUUAAAUUUCCCUUAAGACACCAUUAAGGCAUCGUUUAGAGUUCGUAGGAAUGAGACAUCAUACGUGUUCCUAGAGGGUCCCUCGGCUCGAGGUCGGGAUAGAGACAUCAUUCAGACAACAAAGAGAAAACAUCAUAGGUGGUCCUUGAGGGAUGUUUAGCCGCCUCGGCUUAGAGGCCAGGAGAGUGUCACACGUGUCACCUUUCAAAACAGAACUCCCCUUAGAAGUCUUAUAGUCUAACUAUCCGUAUUACCAGAUAAGUUAUAAACCACAAAUAGCUACGUAGUGGUACUUCCAAAUAUAGGAGUCUUUUAAGCAAUGCUGCUUAAUUAACGCCAUUAUCUAGUAUGUAUUUAAAUACAAUACAAUAUACAAAUACUUUCGGAAUGACAUUUCAAAAUUGCUAAAAACCUCUAGUGUGUCCUUUAAAUAUCUCAAGUCCUACGUCUAAAAUAUCAUUACACUAAUAUACAUUGUCAAACAAUGGCAGAUGUUAUGGAUACGUUAUCGUGCCAUCUUGACACAUGAAAGCGAAACUGGUUAAAAUAUCCUUGCGUCGGCUAUUGACACCCAUGGUUGUCCAGAUGGCACUCAUUAGUCAUUACCAUAAUAUAAACUUAUAGCUGACCCGAAAUAUGUAAUGUCCUUUGUCUUGUAAAGCAAUCGAUACUGAACGAUUAAUCUGGUAUGAUGCAAUAUAGCCAGCUGCCUAAUCUCUUUGGUCAUUCUUUGUCUAGAAAGGGAUUAUAAGCAGAUAUCUGAAGUGAUAGAAGGUUAGUUAAGACCGGAGAGCGGUCAUGUAAGUUAGUUGGGGAUUGGCACCCGAGGACCAUGGCUCCCUCAACACAAGCUAAUUACGGGGUCUUUAACUAUAAGAAGUUUUGUACUUGAUGUUUGAAAAACAAUAAAAGUAUCAUAUGAAGUUAAA
Patella vulgata (common limpet) is the source of this 4310-nucleotide messenger RNA. RefSeq lists its product as uncharacterized. The transcript has 3 exons. The record is from RefSeq and is a predicted model, not a curated record. Bases 137 to 1540 code for a protein of 467 amino acids. Lineage: Eukaryota; Metazoa; Mollusca; Gastropoda; Patellidae. Gene Ontology annotation, cellular component: extracellular region. Gene Ontology annotation, biological process: SMAD protein signal transduction. Gene Ontology annotation, molecular function: growth factor activity; cytokine activity.